This is a messenger RNA of Harmonia axyridis, 1517 nucleotides long. RefSeq names its product retinal homeobox protein Rx1-like. Lineage: Eukaryota; Metazoa; Arthropoda; Insecta; Coleoptera; Coccinellidae. Gene Ontology annotation, biological process: regulation of transcription by RNA polymerase II. Bases 83 to 868 code for a protein of 261 amino acids. The transcript is spliced from 3 exons. The record is from RefSeq and is a predicted model, not a curated record. Gene Ontology annotation, molecular function: DNA-binding transcription factor activity, RNA polymerase II-specific; RNA polymerase II transcription regulatory region sequence-specific DNA binding.
ACCAGUACAGUUCAUCAAUCUUGGCGGUUCGGUUGAACUUAGAUAUUGAUUACACUACAUAAUUUGUUUUGCGAUCAGUGAAAUGGAUUGUGAACAAGUGAAAACUACACCUGCGGCGACAAGUGAGGGCAUCAGCAAACCCAAAACGAAGUACAGCAUUGAUCAAAUACUGGGUGUUUGUUCCAAUAAGAAAGCGCGUCUUGCUGAAAAUGAAUCUGAUUCCAAAACCAACAAUUUGAGUGAGAAUGAGCUAUUGGACGAAGUUCAUGAUGAAUUGAACGAAUCUAGACCAAGGAAAAUCAGAAGGUCUAGGACGACAUUCACAACUUACCAGCUGCAUCAAUUGGAGAGGGCUUUUGAGAAAACACAGUACCCAGACGUUUUUACGAGGGAAGAAUUGGCAUUGCGGUUAGAUUUGAGUGAAGCACGCGUACAGGUUUGGUUCCAAAACCGAAGAGCCAAAUGGAGGAAACGCGAGAAGGCACUCGGCCGAGAGACAGUCCCUUACAUGCAACAGUCUGAUCAGCCUGUUUACCCAACGGAAUUCAGCUACCAAUCGCCCCUGAGAUUACCGACGAUUGGACAUGAAUUCUGGCCCCAUUUCACGUUUCCUUCGAUGUUCAAUCCAUCACUGGCAGGCUUGCCCUGGGGAGUCAAGACUCCAGUACCUUUCCAUGCAUUGCUCUCCCAGUACAUGCAUCUUUCGCAAGGUAUGCCACACCUAGGGGUCAAUCCCAUACCCGACGAAAGAUCAAGAAGUGCGAGUCCUGAAACCAUCAGUAGCAGCACCUCCAGGGUAUCUCCAACCAAUCUAGAGUCUUACGUCAACAGGUCCCAGGAGAAUAUCAAAGUACAAGCGAAAUCAUAAGGAUACCACUUCAGAUGGACAGCUUGUUUUUUUUUUGAGCCCCCUGUAUAUAUUGAACAUAGUGCAAUAUUUAUUCGAAUUGUAUAUACACACAUUAUUUUCGAAAUUUUUUUUUUUAUUUCGUUCUUCGCCAGAAAUUCUCUACAAUUUGUUGUGUUGACAAAUUUUGGAAAUCAACUUUCAUUAUUUUGUUAUUUGGGACAUUCAUGGUAGGAAUCAUGAAGGAGUUUCGCUCCUCUCAAUAAUUUCUGCUCGAUCUCAUUUGCUCAUAUGUUUAGAACAGUUUAAAGGACAACAAGAAUUUAUUAUAGUUUUUAUUUUAUAUUCGAUCUUCUUGGAAACUAAACUGGCACUUUCAUAGAAUUUUUGAAUGUUAACUCUAUAAAUGUGUCGAUUUCAAGAAGUUGCGUUAUAUAUUUAUUGUCGAAUUGACUUUUGUUUUGUAAAUUCUUGUAAAUAAAUAAAUAUUUAUUAUACUUCAUAGAUUUAUUGAUAUGAAUUGAGAAUAGAGUGUGAAGAUGUAAUGUAUGCUACCUUCUUGGAAAUAGGUAUAAAUUAAGAGAUAUAUGUACUACUAGUUGACCUUUCAUUUUGUAUAAAUGAAUUUGAGACAAUGAUUGAAAUAAAACAAUUCCAACAUCCAAUGUUA